UCAAUCGCAGCAACCAUGUCUCUCAUUCACGCUCUGGUCGCCCGUGGCUCCACUAUUCUUGCUGAGCAUCAGGCUGGCAAGCGCAACUUCUCUCAAGCAACGGAGAAGAUCCUGUCCAAGAUCCCCCCGAACGACAGCAAGCUGACCUAUGUCUGGGAGGAAUACUUGUUCCACUAUAUCAAGGAGGGCGGGUUGACGUAUUUGGUCAUGGCGGACGAUUCGGCAGGACGACGGAUGCCUUUCGCAUUUCUUGCCGACCUUCAGCGAAAGUUCCUCGGUGCCCCCUCCUCUUCCGGGUCCUCCGAAUUGCCCGCGCACGGUUUGCAAGGCUCCUUUGGGCCUACGAUUGCCGCGUUAAUGAAUACAUACAACACUGCACCACCAGAAGAUGCCCUCGCCCAAGCCCAGAACCAGCUUAACCAAGUCAAGGACAUCAUGGUGCAGAAUGUUGAACAAAUCCUUAGCCGUGGCGAACGUAUUGAGCUUUUGGUCGACAAAACUGAUGUCAUGGCUGGUCAAGCGACUGCUUUCCGUCGUGGCGCUCGCACUGUUCGUCGCCAAAUGUGGUGGCGGAAUUCCAAGAUCACUGCAUUGUGCUUCUUAGUGGGUCUGGUCUUUCUCUGGAUCCUUGUUGCGCAAUUCUGUGGCGCUGGUCUGAAUCAAUGCUCAUCAAAAAGCAAGCCUGCAGACCUUGCCCCAUAG
Molecule: messenger RNA, 702 nt
Organism: Mycena indigotica
Lineage: Eukaryota; Fungi; Basidiomycota; Agaricomycetes; Agaricales; Mycenaceae
Product: Vesicle-associated membrane protein
Exons: 6
Coding region: 16-702 (228 amino acids)
Biological process (GO): vesicle-mediated transport
Cellular component (GO): membrane
Source: RefSeq, a predicted model, not a curated record